GACUGCCAUUCAUUUUUUUAGGGACGGUAUCCAGUGCGGAAGAGAAACAAAACUAGUCUUUAAAACGGAUUAAAAAUGCCUUUUAUCGAUUUAGAGACUAAUCUGCCUGCAAGUAAAUUCUCUGAAGACUUUCUGAAAAAGCUAUGCUCCACCACAGCGGCUGUUCUGGGGAAACCAGAGGAUAGGAUGAAUUUGGUGGUGAAGCCUGAUCUUCCCAUGCUUAUCGCCGGCUCAUGUUCCCCUGCCGUGUCUCUCUUGGUUUCUGCCAUUGCUGUGACCGACACUGCAGAGAAGAACAAGGAGCACAGCGCCAAGCUCUUCCAGUUUCUCACCCAGGAGCUGGGACUCAGCCAGGAUCGCAUCGUGAUCAGGUUUUACCCGUUGGAGCCAUGGCAGGUGGGGAAGAAGGGCACAGUGAUGAGCUUCCUAUAGAGAACCACACCCUACAUCUACCGUCAUGCUCAUAUCAUACCAUUUCUGUUAUUGCACAAUGUGUAAGACACAUUUGAUUUGUACAUUAAAAAAUUAAUGGUGUACUGGCAAAUAUUUUAAAUAA
This is a messenger RNA of Clarias gariepinus (North African catfish), 556 nucleotides long. It is a transcript of the gene ddt, whose product is annotated as D-dopachrome tautomerase. Bases 76 to 432 code for a protein of 118 amino acids. The record is from RefSeq and is a predicted model, not a curated record. Gene Ontology annotation, molecular function: phenylpyruvate tautomerase activity. The transcript is spliced from 3 exons. NCBI's taxonomy places the organism in Eukaryota, Metazoa, Chordata, Actinopteri, Siluriformes, Clariidae.